AUGAGGGGGAUUGGGGAGCUACAAGCUCUUGUCAGAUGGUGCUUCAAAUUUGAGCUGGUUUCAAGGGUGAAAUCUGUGGAGGUGAACAGAAAGCAGAGCAGGGUGGUUGUGAGUGGAUACGUGGAUCCAAACAAGGUGUUGAAGAGGGUAAGGAGCACAGGGAAGGUGAGAGCUAAGUUUUGGCCAUAUGUGGAGCAGCAUCUUGUGUACUAUCCAUAUGCCACAGGAGCAUAUGACAGAAGAGCACCUUCUGGAUAUGUCAGAAACGUUGUGCAGGCCUUUCCAGAUCCUCCCCAAGACAACUUUCUCUCCUUCUUCAGUGAUGACAACGUCCAUGCAUGUUCCAUCAUGUAAUCCAUCACCAUCUCCCUCAAAUCAAAUAAAACAAUAACCUUUCUUCUUCAUUUCUCUCUUUUAUUUUCUUCUCUUCUCUUCUUUUCCCAUGGCUGCAUGCUUUUCUGAGA
Molecule: messenger RNA, 464 nt
Organism: Vigna radiata var. radiata (mung bean)
Lineage: Eukaryota; Viridiplantae; Streptophyta; Magnoliopsida; Fabales; Fabaceae
Product: heavy metal-associated isoprenylated plant protein 21-like
Exons: 2
Coding region: 1-354 (117 amino acids)
Molecular function (GO): metal ion binding
Source: RefSeq, a predicted model, not a curated record